AUGAACUCACAAACAAUGUCACAAAGACUAGCGAUUCCCCAUUUGCUCCCCUACACGGCCAUUGAACCUUUAUCUGAUCAAAUUAAACUCUCGUCCAAGAUCUUCAAGUCCACUUCUAUGAAGGCCAUCACAGAGGCAUAUAACACAACACUAAUAGAGGCCAUACUCGUUCCCGAAAUAGAGCACCAAGUCAACUAUCACCACAAGGUGAAACCACUUGAAGAAAUCGUCAAUGAAAAGGGCCCCUUCAGAGUCCGUAUAAGGUAUACUAAUGCUGGAACAAUCCUGAUUCCCUUUCUCAAGACUCAAACUCCAAGGCUUCAACCCAUGAAGGAAGUGGGAAUUGCUGUUAAGAACCUGGUCAGAGACGCGGAAAUACGAAAGAAUUGGGAGUCGACCACCUCCCCUUCUUCCAAUGACAAAAAGACCACCGAUGGAGCUUUUGAAAUCGGAUGGUACCGAGUGUACGGGCCCAAAGCGACCAUGUUCUCGAAAGAGCACCACGCAGAACUCCACUCACAAGAAGCCUUGUGGGAGUUUUUGCUUGACCAGGAGCUCUUAAAGGGAGUUGAUGAGAAUGGAGAGCUGGUGACGGUUGAGGAGGUCAGGUCAGAUGUUUCUCAGAUAAAAAAGUCAUACACAGAUUCGUGGUUGCAAACUCUAAAUGAGGUUUCGGGGUACUUUGCUCUGAGGUGCGAUCAGCACUAUCAGAAGUACGGUGGUAGGUACAUCAACGCAUUGUUCGACGAGAAGAUCAAAUGGCAGAACCGAAUGGACGAGACAUUCGAGAAGAAGAUUCGAUCGUACGAGCAGCUUAUCAACAGCUUAGAAGUUGACAGAGUGACCAUGCACUCUGACCUUGUAAGUCCCAAGUCAAAUGGAUCAUCCUCUGACAAACAAUUGGUUACAAACGAUAAAAGAGUCAAGAAACGCAGAGUGGGCAUGGGACUCCAUGAACGCAGAGGGCUCGGUAAGAGACUCGGUGACUACAUGGAGGAGAAUGGAGUUCCGUGCUACAAAAUUGGCAUGAAGUUUGACAAAAAGUUCCGGUUCUAAUGUAAAUUUAUCGUUAAAUUCGUUUCUGAGACAGUGUCUGAGAUAGUCAUCAAUAUACAAAUGUAUCAUACGGUAUACCCGUUGUAGUGCUUGUUGGUAGUGAUAUACCCGUCGAUUUUACGAGGAUUGUAAGGAAACUCCUCAUCCUCAUCAUCGUCAAGGACAGCAGAGUCAUCCUCAGCACCUUCGGGCAACGGAGUGUCCCGCUCCACUAUCUCGAAAUCUUCAAUCAAUUUGAUCAAUUCAGACGUAUCAUGACCAGGCUCAUCAUCUUCCAUGGUCAAGCCAUUCAUCAUUCUUACUACUUCCAGGAGUGAUUUACCCUGGUUCUUCAACUCGUGAUGUUUGGCAAGCACCUCCUCUAAGCAGGUAAUUCCAUUUUCAUACCACGACCCGGGGUAGUGGAGUGGGAACGGAGGUGCUACAACGAUGUUCUUUCGGGCGAAUACCGCUUCCGAAGAAAGUUGGUUUCGGUAGAAUAAUGAUGCUUGGUAAUGCUCCUUACAACAAUACUGCGACAAGUAUGUGUUGGGUAAGAUGAUGGAUGGUUUUCUAUUGUAGAUCUGGAAUUUGGUUUCGCCAUUAUUGCAGGUGGUGGUUCCAUUACUGUUACUCGACAAACGACGAACCUGAUGCCUGGGGGUAUUCUGGCACGUUAUAUAUCCACAUUGGUGUUCGAUGUUUCUCUCCUCCACGAUUUCAUCGUACGACUGCUGGGUAAGAAACCGGCUCAAGAACUUGAGGAGGUCUAUAUCCACAGGGUGAUCAAUGAGAAGUUCGGUGAUGACUAGCAGUAAUUUGGAGGUAUCGGCGGGGGUUAAUAACUCUCUUCCGCCGAAGGGUUCCAACCGGGGAAUGAACUGUGGCAAGGUAAGUAAAGCCAUUGAUGGACAAAAAUAGGUAUAUUGGCAGGUUUAUGAAUUUUGAACCCAAUCGGUAUCGAC
Molecule: messenger RNA, 2000 nt
Organism: Yamadazyma tenuis ATCC 10573
Lineage: Eukaryota; Fungi; Ascomycota; Pichiomycetes; Serinales; Debaryomycetaceae
Source: RefSeq, a predicted model, not a curated record